Nerophis ophidion (straightnose pipefish) is the source of this 4199-nucleotide messenger RNA. RefSeq names its product cell division control protein 42 homolog. Gene Ontology annotation, molecular function: GTP binding; GTPase activity. The transcript is spliced from 6 exons. The coding region runs from base 190 to 765 and encodes 191 amino acids. NCBI's taxonomy places the organism in Eukaryota, Metazoa, Chordata, Actinopteri, Syngnathiformes, Syngnathidae. Gene Ontology annotation, cellular component: dendritic spine. Gene Ontology annotation, biological process: modification of synaptic structure; small GTPase-mediated signal transduction. The record is from RefSeq and is a predicted model, not a curated record.
UCACGUACCCCUUGUCAUACCUUCAAGUACCUCCAGGGGCACGCGUCCCCCCACUUGAGAACCACUGACGUCAUGCCAAGUGUCCCUGUUCGCCGGCCUGGGAAACCCCUAGCGCGGAGCUGCCAACGCCCGACGUAAAGACACAAAUAGGAGUUACGGUGUUUGAUGUGAAUACCAGAAAAGAGAGCUAUGCAGACCAUUAAGUGUGUCGUAGUUGGGGACGGUGCGGUGGGUAAAACCUGCCUGCUCAUCUCCUACACCACAAACAAGUUCCCCUCUGAAUAUGUACCUACAGUGUUUGACAAUUAUGCUGUAACUGUAAUGAUCGGAGGUGAACCCUAUACUCUGGGAUUGUUUGAUACUGCAGGUCAGGAAGACUACGACCGGUUACGACCUCUGAGUUACCCCCAGACCGAUGUCUUCCUUGUUUGUUUCUCCGUAGUGUCCCCCUCGUCAUUUGAAAACGUCAAAGAAAAGUGGGUUCCAGAAAUCACCCACCAUUGUCCAAAGACCCCCUUCCUGUUAGUCGGCACUCAGAUCGACUUGCGAGAUGACCCCUCCACAAUAGAGAAGCUGGCAAAGAACAAGCAAAAACCCAUAACUCCGGAGACAGCGGAGAAGUUGGCAAGAGACCUCAAGGCUGUGAAGUAUGUGGAGUGCUCAGCCCUUACACAGAAAGGCCUAAAGAAUGUGUUUGAUGAGGCGAUAUUGGCUGCAUUGGAGCCCCCAGAGCCCAAGAAGAAGCGCAAAUGUGUGCUGCUAUGAGAUGCUUCCGCCUUGCACAGCAAACACACGUUACACACACGUUACACACACGCCCCGCCCCCAAGCACCCUCACCAAACAAUUCCAUUACUCGCGUUGAUAGACAGCAAUCCCCCGCCAAAGGGAUGUCUCUCUGCAAUAAGACUCUUUACUCUUAAAUUGGAUUAUUUUAGGGUAGAAGAUUAGCCGAUUUAGGCGGGCUGUGCAGACCCAUUGCCGCUAAUGGGGAUUAUGAUAUGUGGAAUUAAAGACGAAAAGCUUUUAAAUAGAUUUAUUUAAAUACGCUCAAGUGUUGUGGCCUGAUUGACAUUUUACAGGGUUUCUGCGGGUCAUAAAAAAGUAAUGGAUUCAGCAAAAACUAAAUGGCAUUAAAAAGCAUCAAAUUUGAUGAAAAAAAAUAAUGCGGUGAAACCACACAUGCUAUUUAUACAAGUGGGCAAUUAAAGGCAAGCAGCAGUUAACAGUGUCAAUGAUCCGUCACCACGACUGGCAGCUGCUGCUACCACUACAAAAAUGAAAGAAAAUACAGUACAGGCCAUAAGUUUGGACACACCGUCUCAUUUCACUGUUUUAUUUAUUAUUUAUUUUCAAGACUAUUUACUUUGUAGAUUGUCACUGACUGAAGGCAAGAAAACUAUUACACCUCCAUCCAUUUUCUACCGCUUGUCCCUUUUGGGGUUGCGGGGGGCGCUGGUGCCUACUUCAGCUACAAUCGGGUGGAAGGCGGGGCACACCCUGGACAAGUCGCCACCUCAUCGCAGGGCCACUAUGACAACUGUGAAGUAAAAACCCUUUCAGGCGACUAUCUUGAAGUUCAUGGAGAGAAUGCCAAGAGUGUGCAAAGGAGUAAUCAGAGCAAAGGGUGGCUAUGUUGAAGAAACUAAAAUAUAAAACCUCCAUCCAUCCAUUUUUUACUGCUUAUUCCCUUUGGGGUGGAGGGGGGCGCUGGUGCCUUUUUCAGCUACAAUCGGGCGGAAGGCGCGGUACACCCUGGACAAGUCGCCACCUCAUUGCAGGGCCACUAUGACAUCUGGGAAGUGAAAACCCUUUCAGGCGACUACUUGUAACUCAUGGAGAGAAUGCCAAGAGUGUGCAAAGCAGUAAUCAGAGCAAAGGGUGGCUAUGUUGAAGAAACUAGAAUAUAAAACAUGUUUUCAGUUAUUUCACCAUUUGUUUUGUUAAGUACAUAACCCUACAUGUGUUCAUUCAUAGUUUUGGUGCCUUCAGUGACAAUCUACAAUGUAAAUAGUCAUGAAAAUAAAGAAAACACAUUGAAAGAGAAGGUGAGUCCAAACCUUGGUCCUCUACUGUAUAUUGUCAGAUUAAACAGUCUUGUGAGCCAUUUGUAGUUGGCUAGAGUCGCAGUAGUCCAGAUUAUUAUUGUCAAAUGCUUCCAAUUUUGUCUAUACAGACAAUUGUCAGCGUUUGAUUAUAUAAAAUAAUUUUGUCAAAGUUUGUUUUGAUGAAAAACCAUUAAAUUGGACCUGCCCAUACCUGCAGAAACCCUGUCUUAAACGCCCAACCGUCGUGGAGUUUUCACGACACAAGCCCCGCCCCCUCGUCCUCCCGAGUCUUUCCACACGUUCUCAGUACUCGAGGACACAGGGGGAAGGCGCUCGUUUGUUUUUGUUUGCCUUCCCCUCCAAAACACCCGACGUUUUAACCACUAAGUUUUAACAGCAGCGUCGGUGUCCUAAAUGUCAUUCCUGGAAGGGUUUUGCGGUUCCUCCAGAACACGCUCAUUCAGGGAGGAGUGGAAAGAAUUUCCACCCGGGUGGACCCUUACCUGAUCAGUGUUAGAAGAAAAGUGUCCGCUCCACACGUUGACCCCGGGACCAAGUUAGAGUGCAGCGGGAUCCUCGUAGACUUUGAAGGUUCACUCCAUGUCUUUACAUUGUCACGCUGGCAAACUCAAAUGUGAUUGUCAGAGGGAGCACGGCUGCUGCUUUGGAACCUUUUCCACAGCGGACUCUUGCUCAGAUCAACUAUGGCACACAUCUCAGUAGGCGCCGGUUUGUUUUACCAAAAUGUUUAUUUUUCUUCGUUUUUAUCGUUUGUGAUCUUUACAUCUGUUCUCCUCCCCCUCUUAAAGGCCUACUGAAAUGAGAUGUUCUUAUUUAAACGGGGAUAGCAGCUCCAUUCUAUGUGUCAUACUUCAUCAUUUCGCCAUAUUGCCAUAUUUUGGCUGAAAUGAUUUAGUAGAGAACAUCCACAAUAAAGUUUGCAACUUUUGGUCGCUAAUAAAAAAAGCCUUGCCUGUACCGCAAGUAGAAGCCGAUGUACGCGUGACGUCACUGGUGUGAGGGCUUCUCACAUCUGCACAUUGAUUGCAAUCAUAGACACCAGCUGUGCAAGCGAUUCUGACCGAGAAAGCGACAAUUUCCCCAUUAAUUUGAGCGAGGAUGAAAGAUUUGUGGAUGAGAAAAGUUAGAGUGAAGCACUAGAAAAAAAAUGGGCGAGUGCAGUGGGAGCGAUUCAGUAUUAUUAGACACAUUUACUAGGGUAAUUCCGGAAAAUCCCUUAUCUUCUUAUUGUGUUUAGUGUUUUAGUGAGAUUAUAGUCAUACCUGAAAGUUGGACGGGUGCGGGGACCGCCAGUGCCUCUGAGAGAAUUAAGCCAACGGAGGAGCCAAGAUGACAGCUGCUGCAGGAGGACGCUAAGAGCCGACUUAAUAUCACAAUUUUCUCAUCCAAAAACUUGCUGGUUGACAUGUGGUAGAGAAACAUGUUUGCUAAAGCUAUACGACAAACAAAGAAUCACUAGUGUGUUUCGGCUGCUAAAGGCAGCUGCAACCCACCGCUUUCCACUUACAUCUUUCUUCUUUGAUGUCUCCAUUAUUAAUUGAACAAAUUGCAAAAGAUUCAGCAACACAGAUGUCCAGAAUACUGUGUGAGUAUGCGAUUAAAGCAGACUACUUUUAGUCGUGAUCGGUGCUGGAAAAACAUGUCUGCUACAACCGGUGACGUCACACGCACGCGUCGCCAAACGCGUCGUCAUUCCACAAUGUUUUCAACAGGAUACUUCGCGGGAAAUUUAAAAUUGUAAUUUAGUAAAGUAAAGCGGCCGUAUUGGCAUGUGUUGCAAUGUUAAUAUUUCAUCAUUGAUAUAUCAACUAUCAGACUGCGUGGCUUUCAGUAGGCCUUUAAUAAUAUAAGACAUUUAAAUCUAUAGCUGCCAGUUCAUAACAAGACGAUGGUGAGAGGUUUUCUCCAGUGGUUUAAUAAUUAAGCCCAAUAAAAACCUCUUAAUGGCAGAAAGACUGUUCUGUGACAUUUUAAGUUGGCUUUUUUCUUUUACUGGUGGCUUUGACAUCCAGCCCAGGUCGGUAUUAUAAUUAUAACCUGUAGUUGUUUCAACGGAAAGCCAAAUGCUUUUGUCUUUGUUCUUUGUAUAUGCAUUCUUAAAAAUAUUAAACUUAUACCUUAAUUGCCUUUA